Messenger RNA from Hippopotamus amphibius kiboko, 2675 nucleotides. It is a transcript of the gene GAPT, whose product is annotated as GRB2 binding adaptor protein, transmembrane. NCBI's taxonomy places the organism in Eukaryota, Metazoa, Chordata, Mammalia, Artiodactyla, Hippopotamidae. Gene Ontology annotation, cellular component: membrane. Bases 744 to 1598 code for a protein of 284 amino acids. The record is from RefSeq and is a predicted model, not a curated record. The transcript is spliced from 6 exons.
CCGAGGCCCGGGAGCGCCGGCGCCACCUCGUGGAGUGGCCCGGAAGCGCAGCUAGCGGUCCGAGGGGGCCGCGGUUCACGCGGGCUUCCUUUGACACUUCUGCAAUGUCCAUUUAUUUUGACCUGAAGGAAUAAAAGGGGAAACAGUGGAGGAAGGAGAAGGAGUGUUGUUCAACUGAAGUUGAAGCAAGCUUCAAGUUAUCUGAUAUGUACUAGCAAUUAGGAAAGACUUAUGAUGAAAAAGGGAGUUGGAGUAAAAGGAAGUACAUACUAAACAUGAAAAAGCUUUGAAACAUCCUCUUCUGAAUGUGACGGCUGUUUUUAUCCUGUUCAUUUGCACUUGGAAUUUGAAGGCAUCUGAGGGGUUACUGAGUCCAUUGUUGUCUUGUGGGUGAAGAAAGCAAGAUGGAGAAGUCAUAUUAUUUUUCCAAGAUUAUUCCAGAAUUAGUCCUUUCAGGACUGCUCAUAGACUUUAAUAUGCUGAGUGCCUACGAGUCUACAGAACUUCCUCUAGAGCCAGGAAACUUUGCAAGUAUGAAAUGAUCUGAAAGGAGGGGGUAAAGAAGGAAGUAACUGACCCAUGUGAAAAAGAGGAACAAGUUCUAAACCAAAGCGGGUUUAAAACAUAACAAAAAGAACAAAAGAGAGCUUGGCGUACCAAUCUCAAGGUGUUAUGCUUUUCUCUAGGAGUAUACAGAGGAAAAGACCUGAUCCCUGUCCACCAUUUAACCAGCAGGCACAUGGAUGGCAGAUCAUACAACCUUCCCUCUCCUGAGUUUUCUACUCUGCUAUUAUUUUCCACUCAUUUGUGCUUCAUUUUGUGAUUCAUUGAUUAAAAAGGAAGUGGGGUUGAAUGAACUCCCCCCUGACGCAGUGCGAUUAUACAAUAACAAUUGUAUAAUCAUCAGAUACAACGAGAGCCAUUUUCCAAAAUCAAGUUCACUCAGUCUCUCCUCUAAUUACACCAAUACUUUGCCACAUGAUGUUCUUUCAUAUCUGAAACAGAAAUGCCUAGACGAGCUUCCAAAAUUACUUUCAAACCAUAUCUUACAAAGAAUUACAGUGAACUGUACCUGUGAAUUCAUUAAGGGCUACACCAUACUACGAAACAACACUGUUUGUGCAGAAAUGCUGAAAAGCUGUGGAAAUACUUCAGUGGCCGUUUCCAUAGGAAUUUCUCUCCUUUUACUGUUGGUGAUCUGUGGAAUUGGGUGUGUUUGGCACUGGAAACACCAUAAUACAACGCAAUUUACCUUACCAAAGUUUCUGCAAAGGAGAAAAAAGAGAAAAGACCGUACUAAAACACUCUCCUUGAGCCCCCAGGUUAUUAGCCCAAGGCAUAAAAUCUCAGUUCAAACUCAAGACCGCAGAUCUGCUGGGGAGGACACUGACAUACAUGACAACUAUGAAAAUGUGGAAGUGUGUCCUUGCAAAACUAAAGGAACAGACAAGGAACUGUAUGAAAACACUCGGCAAACCAAUUUCGAGGAGCAUAUCUAUGGAAAUGAGACACCGUGUGACUAUUAUGACUUCCAGAAGCCCAGUGCUUCUGAAACACCUCAAGAUGAAGACAUAUAUAUUCUUCCGGAUUCAUAUUAACUUUUCAAAAUGUGGGUUUAGUUAUUGGAGGAUAAAUAUUCGCUGGGACUUUUAUUGUACUGAUAACAGUACUAAUCAAGUUAUUCUGUUGAAACUUAAUGAUCUCUACUUUAUCUCCACCCUUCUGAAUCCUCUCUGCAUGUAUCACUGUGGAGUAAUUCUAGAUAUCCUCUCCACCCUCCUGCCCUGCAUUAAUUCUGCAUUGUGUUUUAUUGAUUCUUCCUUCUGAACAUUACUUAUCAUUUUCAUCUUUUUCUAUCUCCACCAUCUCUUCUGGCUCAGGAUUGUUGUCACAGUCUGCUAACUAGUCUUUCUGGCUCUGGUUUCUACAUACUCAGUGAUGCCACAUCAGUCCCCAAGAGGCUGCCAGAUUCGUCUUCAGAAAAUAUUCCCAAAGGGCACAUCACUCCUUUGCAUAAAACCUUUUAAUGUCUCCUCUUUGUAAAAGACGUACUACUCAGAAUUCUAACUCCAGAAUUCAUGAUUUUACACGGCUGGUUCAGAUUUACUUUUCCAGUGACUUCUACUAAUCUCUCACUUCUCUGUUUUCAUCAGAAUCACCUCAAAACCUGCCACACAGAUCCCUCCUCCACAGCAGUGCUUGUCUGCCCCCUCUAAGAGCCGCCUCGGGUCAGAACUUCUUCCACAAGUCUCUCGAAUCCUUCCAAACCGACAUUUGCCUUUUUUCUUUUCCUGGUGUCCUGUAGAUUUUGCUGCCUGUUCAAUUCUUUGGGCAUUUAAACACAUGAAUGUUUGCAAUGGCAUUUUAUUAUUUAAUGUCAUAGGAGAAUGUCUUAAAUUCUCUACUAAAUAGUAAGGAACUGCCUCGUAUUCAUAUUUUAGCCCCAAUGCCUAGACCACCAUCUGAAGCACUCAAUAUUGUUCAGUUGACAAGAAUUGAACUGUACAUUUUGUUAAGUACUUUUGAAAACAAUCUAAUAAAUUCAUCCAUCCAAGGAAUAUUUAUUGAGUGCCUUCUAUUCUUACUGUGCUGUACACAUGGAGGGGGUAAAAUAGUGAAAAGAAAGACAUGGGUCCUGAACACGUACUCUAGUAUGAAAGAAAAGACAAUAAACA